CGUGCCAUCGCGUCGCGGAUACUAAUCGAACGUAAAGAAGAGAAACUAAGUCGCUCGCAGAAUCGACAUCGUCGAUGCCGACUUUUUCUUCCCGAGUCCGAGAGUGGCUUCUCCGCGAAAGAACAAUUAGUAUUGUCGAACGAACUCCCGUGUGCUGCGAUGUGCUGCUUCGAACAUAGUUACUCCGGAAUUUUCCAGAAUAAAGCCAAUCGCAGAGCCUGCUUCGUCGGCGCCAGUGUCGUCGAAGUUCUCGACAAGUCUUUCCACGCUGGAAUAGCAACCAUCGAACUUUCACCACUCGUUAAAGCGUAUCUGUCUGCAGGACUUGUGACAGUAAUCAUCUUAGCAGUUCUCUAUCUGCUGUCGGCUACUCUUCAUCUCGUGUUACUUAAAAAUUCAAAAUGUUGGUUACGUUGCCAGUUAAUUGCAACUACAAUCGUGAAAGUGGUACUUGUGCUUUUGCUCUUGGCACUAUUAUCCAUGACGAAAGUGGAGGGUUGGAACGCUACCGGUCUAGUGUCAUCAACGUUAAUCACCGUCGUUAUCAUAAAGCUCUUCGGUAUCGCCAUCGCGUGCUCGAAUCUGGUGGACAUGAGCGGUGACUGGUCGUAUUUAAUAGAAUUUGGUUUCGGCGUUAUAUUAAUCGCCAUCGUACUCGGGAUAGAGUUACUCGUAAUUAUGCACACGCUGACAGCGGCGGUUAUUGUUGCCGCCAUACUCGGCACAUUCCUCAGCUUGAUAUCGCUGAUGGAUCUACAUCAGAACAUGAGCAUCAAUUCCUGGUGGUGGGAAGAAAAACUGCUCAACGGAUGUAUGUACCACGUGUUGCGGCAGUACACGCUGCUGUGGUGUCUGCGGAUCGAGGAGAAACCGCGCGCGAUAACGAUCUUCGAUAGCGCGUCUCAAGAGAAGCGGCAAGACGACGUGACUGCGUAAAAACGGCCAAUGAAAUCUGUCUGUUCUUAACGCUACGUUAACUCCUGUUAUAAACCCGCGCGUAUCGGGACUUUUUGCAAAAUUGCGAUCGAAAUUUUUUGUGACUUUUGAUUUAGAAGAUAUAUACAUAUAUAUAUAUAUAUAUAUAUAUACACUUAUCACCGCCGCGGUCUUGCGUGCGAUACGUUGCGAACGACGUUUCUUAUAUUGCACGGCGCGUAUCUACGAGCGUAUAUAAACUAUCAUUAAAGUAUCAUACACGUGAGAUAUCGUCGAUUCGACAUCGUUACAAUCUGUACGCCCGUAUUGCGCGGCUAACCAGAAAGAGAACUUUGACGUUCCGGUAUUCCAAAGAGAACACUGUGCGCGUAAUCCCGAUAUCAUCGUAAGAAACCGAGCUCGCCUUAAAUUAAGAAACUUAGUUUUACGACUGUCGCGCCGUUCCUCGUUUCCUUGAACGCCGUGUCCCAUCGAAUAUCUUGUUUUCUAUUUUACGAUCUACUUGUGGUACCACCGACUGUGUUGAUUUUUUUUGUUUUAAUUAGACGACCGCAUUCCGCAAUGAUUGAAAAUAACGUCCGUACUUUCUUAUUUUAUUUUUGUUUGCAAUGUUACAAUCAUUUGUUGAAAAAACGUAAAACGCGCGCGAUGAUCAUCUACCUCUUAAAAGUUUGUAAGUGCCGGUUCGUGC
This is a messenger RNA of Pseudomyrmex gracilis, 1627 nucleotides long. RefSeq lists its product as uncharacterized. The transcript is spliced from 6 exons. NCBI's taxonomy places the organism in Eukaryota, Metazoa, Arthropoda, Insecta, Hymenoptera, Formicidae. The coding region runs from base 160 to 936 and encodes 258 amino acids. The record is from RefSeq and is a predicted model, not a curated record.